Diabrotica balteata is the source of this 1788-nucleotide messenger RNA. Lineage: Eukaryota; Metazoa; Arthropoda; Insecta; Coleoptera; Chrysomelidae. The record is from the annotation of a GenBank genome assembly.
UUUUAUAACCUCAAUUACAGCCAAAUCAAAUAAAUAUCAAAAUGAACUUAGAAAAUAAAAUAAUAGAUUAUAAAAAUACAUGCAGGAUUUGCCUUAAGGCUUCAGAAAAUAUGAAAAAUUUAUUUACACUAAUAAUCCCUAAAGACAACACAGCAGCUGUUGAAUUCAUAAGAAAAAUGACUGAUUUAAAAUUGCUAUACUCAGAUACCCUGCCGUCAAAUAUUUGUAGUGAAUGCACACAAGGAGUUUUAACAGCAUUCGAUUUCGUGGAAAUAUGUAUAGCCUCAGAUGCAAGGUUGAGAACACAGGAAACCAGAAGGAUGUUGCGAAAAAUAGAAGCUGAAGCUCUGGAACUGGAAGAUGACGAAGCAUUGAAAUGUGAAACACCAUCAGAAAUAGAACAUUGUUCAGAGCAAGACGAACUGGUUGAAACUGGUAAAUCAGAAGAACAGAGUCAGAUUAUUCAAGAAAAAGAAAAUCCUUUACCUCUGGAAUUACAAUUCACAAUCACUAGAAUAAAAAAUAAAUACAAAUGCGAUUUGUGCAAACAUAAAUUCAAUAAUAAAACAGUAUUUAAUAAACAUAAACGAACUCACGAGAAAAACGCUUUUAAGUGUACAAAAUGCUCAGCCAGUUUUAACAAAAAAACGAAUUUGAAGGCACAUUUGACAAUACAUUUAGAAAAUAAAGAUAAAAAGUUUAAAUGCAAAGAAUGUGGCAAGUUUUUUGUAUUUGAGCACCUAUUGAAACAACAUGAGUUUAGACAUAGUGAUGUUAAGCCUUUUCCCUGUACCAAUUGUGAUAAAGGAUGCUUAACAGCCGAAAGCCUAAGGAGGCAUAUGCGCACACAUGACAAAAACUAUACAAAGAAAGUUCACACAUGCCACUUGUGUAACAAAUCGUUUGCAUAUCCCAGUUUUUUAGUAGAACACAUGAAAAAUCAUACUGGGGAGAAACCACACAUAUGCAACGUAUGUGGUAAAGGUUUCCGGCAAAGUGGAGCUCUUCACUUUCAUGAAAGGAUUCACACGGGAUAUAAGCCUUUUCCUUGUCGUGUGUGUAAAGAAAAUUUUAUGUCACGAAGCAUUUUAAAAGUUCAUAUGAGAAAACACACAAACGAGCGCCCAUAUGUGUGUGAUGUUUGCGGGAUCUCUUUUAGACAAUCUUCAGACCUUAAAACACACAGAAAAAUACACACAGGAGAAAAACUGGUUUUGUGUACUGUAUGUGGCAAGAAACUUUCAACAACAGGUCAACUUACAAUCCACCUCCGCAGCCACACGGGAGAAAAACCAUUUACCUGUUCAACCUGCAACAAAUCAUUUGCUUCCAGAACUAUGCUAGCCACUCACGAGAGAAUUCAUACAGGCGAAAGACCUUAUUCCUGCAAUGUUUGCAAUAAGAGCUUCUCUCAAAAUUGCACGCUACUUGUCCACUCCAAGAUUCACAAUAAACAAAAUAAGAAAGGAAGAAGUAACGCUAAAAAGGAAGCAGAAAAGGAGAAAAAGGUUGCAAGUACUGGAAAGGGUAGUUUGAUGAAAAAAAUUGCUGAUUUGCAAAAGAAGGCUUUGCAGUUGGAACAAUCGCAGGGUGAGGAGUUUGUUGUAAACGAUAUCGUUGCGAUAAAUAAUGAUGAAGUGCACGAAAGUAUAGCUAGAGCACAAUUCACAGUUAUAGUUCCAGUUUCUGGCUCAGGUUCGGCGCCUCUUGCGAUUGAUGUGCAAUCCAAUACUAAAUAAUUAGAAUACUUUGUUAAUGUUUAUAUACAAAUAAAGAUAUAUCGUUUUU